AUGAGUGAAAACCUAGAUCAUCAAGUCAUUUUUGCUGCUUCAAUAUUAGCAUCAAAAGGUUCAUUACACAAAUUAUCCAAAUUAUUAACAAAUUAUAAUAUUGAAACCCAUAUAUUAUUACAAAUAUUGUUAAUAUUAAUACCUGAAUUAACACCAUGUGAUGAUAUUGUCAAUUUAUUCAAAUCAAUUAAUGAUGUUGAACCUAUACAAAAUUUAGAUUUCAUUAAAGAAUUCAUAUCAAAUGAAUUUGAAUUACAUGAUCUUUUACAAUUAUCAAAUGAAAUUUUAAUAAGUCGUACAACUCAAUUGCAAAAAUAUCUUAAUGAACAAAGCUCAAAAUUUGGGUUUUCAGAUGAUAAUUAUACAAACUUUGUUAAGGCAAGAGUACGUAAAAUUUUACAAAUUAUUCCAAUUAUUCAUUCACAAGAUUUAUUAUUUAAUUUAGUUUCCCAGGAUGAAAAUUUUCAAAAUUGGUAUAAUGGUAUAAUAAUACCAUAUGAAUAUUAUUUAAAAAUUAGCUUAGAUCAGAAUUUAUCAUUACAAAAUUUUGAAAAAAUUGAUGAAAUUUCUAAAAUUUCUUUAAUUAUAAAACCUAUUGAAAUUUCAACAAAAUUAAUUGAGACUCCAUUAAUUUCAUUAAUUCAAAAUGUUAAACCUGAAUCAUUUUUAUCAUAUCUGGAAACUAAUCAACCAAAAUCUUUCAAAUCAUUAAAAUUAAUUCUGGAAUUGAUUACCCAAAUAUUACCAAUUUUUGAACCAAAAGAUCAAUUAAUAAAUCAAACAUUAAACAUCAUUUACAAUUAUGAAGAAUUAUCAGAAAUUUCAUUAAAUUUAAUAAAUGAAUUAAUCCUUCAAAUUCAAGAAUAUUCAAAUGAUUCAAAUGUUUUAAAAUUAGCAAAAUUAUCAAUUUCUGCUAAAACUAUUAAAUAUUAUAACAAUUCAUUGAAAUCCUUAGAUUUAGUUUCAAACAAUCAUAAAAGUCAAUUAUCUUUAUUCCAAUCAAUACUUGAAAAUCAAAUCAACCCCAAGACAACAAAACAAGAAAUUAAUCAAUUAUUUGUAUUAAGACAAUCAAUAUUUACAAACCUAGAAUUACAAGAAUAUAAUAAAUUAAUCAUAUCAAAAUUAUUAUCGUUAAAACUUUUCAAUUUAUUAUCAUCAGAUAAUAUUGAAGAAGAUCAAAUCAUUGAUUUUUUUUGGAAAUGUUUUAAAAAAGCAUCAAAUGGUUCUAAAAAUAGAGGUGAAAUUCUUAAUGCUUCAAAUGCUUUAAAAAUUGUUAAUAAUCCUUCAUCCAAAAUCAUGAAUUUACAAAAAUUAAUUGAUUCAAUUGAUGAAAUUUCAAAAUUUUCUUUAUAUUUCCAUAAAAACAAACCUCUUGUCCCUGGAGAUUUAUUAAAAUUUCAAGAUUCUUCAAUUAUAAUUGAAAAAAUAUUAGAACUGAAUCCACAUGCUUAUUUAAAAUUUGAAAAAUUAUAUCAAAUAUCUGAAAAUUUAUCUCAAGGUCUUGAUAUGAAAAGAAUUGAUUCAUUUGAUUUGAAAAUUCUUUGUAUAAAGAAUUCUUUAGUUAAUAAUGAUUUCUCAUUUGCUUAUGAAAGUUCAAUCAUUUUAUUUGAUCAAGAAACCACAGGAGAUAAAUUGAAUGAUAAUUGGUUGAUUUUUUUCCAAGUUGGGAAAUUUUUCUCACCAGAUUGGUAUGAUUAUGAACAAGGUAUUCCUGAAGAAAUUUUAAAAAAACAAUUAAAUUUAUUAUCAAAAAUUUUAAAAAUUUGUCCUGUGAAGAAUAGUCAGAUUGUUAUUGCACAAUGGAGUUCUUUAGAUAUGGAAUUAUCUCUGAGAUGA
This is a messenger RNA of Hansenula ciferrii, 1839 nucleotides long. RefSeq names its product Sec39p (gene SEC39). Gene Ontology annotation, biological process: retrograde vesicle-mediated transport, Golgi to endoplasmic reticulum. The record is from RefSeq and is a predicted model, not a curated record. The coding region runs from base 1 to 1839 and encodes 612 amino acids. The transcript has a single exon. NCBI's taxonomy places the organism in Eukaryota, Fungi, Ascomycota, Saccharomycetes, Phaffomycetales, Wickerhamomycetaceae.